Molecule: messenger RNA, 1500 nt
Organism: Mycena indigotica
Lineage: Eukaryota; Fungi; Basidiomycota; Agaricomycetes; Agaricales; Mycenaceae
Exons: 10
Coding region: 1-1500 (499 amino acids)
Biological process (GO): translation
Cellular component (GO): ribosome; small ribosomal subunit
Molecular function (GO): structural constituent of ribosome; RNA binding; zinc ion binding
Source: RefSeq, a predicted model, not a curated record
AUGAGCGGGUUCCUCUUCGUCAGAAUCAACAUCUUCGCGGCCUUUGGGCUGCCGGCCGUGCUGUCUCUUGCGACGAGUGGUGGUGGCGACGGGCAUACUGGUCGUAGAGUCAAGACGCGCUCGUCACAUUUGAUGGUCACACCAAUGGCUCUCAGUGGACCGUCAGCUCUGCGGGACGUCGUCAAUCCUCAAUUCCACCAGAAUAAUUUCCCUGCAGAAAACUAUAUCAAGUCUGACCUAGGCAUCAAACUUGACAAAGACGACCAAAUAUGUAGACUUGCUCUCACUCCGGCUGGCUGUCCUCUUGGUCCUCUUCAUUGUCCACUACGCCACACCCUCCCUUCUGUACAAAAUUUCCAGCCACCAAAGCAACAAGCGACCCACACCCGCGACCGGCUGACUACCGUCUGCAAGCAUUGGCUGCGUGGUCUUUGCAAGAAGGGUGAUGCCUGCGAGUUCCUUCACGAAUACAAUCUAAGACGGAUGCCGGAAUGUUGGUGGUAUGCCAAGUACGGCUACUGUUCGACUGGAGAAGAAUGUCUUUACGCUCAUCCUAAAGAGCGACGCGUUGAAUGUCCUGACUAUAAUCGGGGCUUCUGCAGACUGGGCCCAUCAUGUCCGCGAAAGCAUGUCCGGCGAGUUGCUUGCCAAAACUAUCUGACUGGCUUCUGUCCCCUAGGACCAGAUUGCCCGCGUGGCCAUCCCAAACCAAAUAUCCCACCUCCAGAAGCGUAUGAGACCCCUGCUCCACCAACUCUCGAGGGACCUCCACCUCCUGGCAUGGCCAGAUUUGAACCUUUUGGAGGCGGUUUCACGGGUCCCGUCCGCAGAAACUUGGACGAGGUAAUGUGCUUCAAGUGUGGGGAGAAAGGGCAUUACGCAAAUCAUUGUCGGAAUCGAAAUGUCCCAGGGAACCGUGGAGGACUCGAUAGAGUAGCCUAUAAAUUCUAUGUCACGUGCACACCUUUUUUCUUGCUUCCGUCUAUGUUUGCCGCCCUUCGUCUCGGACGCCAGUUGGCUCUGAGAGCACCUCCGAGGCCCUCGUUCACAGCUGGGCCCUCCAGAAUACUAUUUCAAUCACAACUCACCCUUGCCCGCUCUUUCCACGCGACCCCGCCUGCAUUUGUGACUCUCAACCAGUCCUCGAAACGCAAACGCAACGCGCGUCGUGUCGCCAAGUCCAAGUCGCCUCUUCUCAAUAACUCGCCUCAGCGAAAAGGCGUCUGCAUUCAGGUGUUUACCGCCAAGCCCAAAAAGCCAAACUCGGGCAAGCGUAAAGUUGCUCGAGUAAAGCUUUCGACAGGGAAAACAUGCCAGGCGUAUAUCUCUGGCGAAGGGCAUAACUUGCAAGAGCACAGCGUCGUACUGGUCAGAGGAGGGAAGGCGCAAGAUUUGCCUGGUGUCCAGUACAAAGUUGUUCGUGGCGCCUUAGAUCUAGGAGGAGUGGUCAAUCGUGCUCGUGCUCGGAGUCGUUACGGUGUCAAGAAACCUAAGAAGUAA